This is a messenger RNA of Austrofundulus limnaeus, 3192 nucleotides long. RefSeq names its product MTSS I-BAR domain containing 1 (gene mtss1). Gene Ontology annotation, cellular component: cytoplasmic side of plasma membrane; actin cytoskeleton. The record is from RefSeq and is a predicted model, not a curated record. Gene Ontology annotation, biological process: cell projection assembly; plasma membrane organization. Gene Ontology annotation, molecular function: actin binding; phospholipid binding. Lineage: Eukaryota; Metazoa; Chordata; Actinopteri; Cyprinodontiformes; Rivulidae.
CUCCUGUUGGAGGGACGGCAGGAGAACCGUCGAGUCUGCCGUCAAAACUCGUCCACAAACAGCCGCGARUCGUCCGGAUAAACACCCGGAGCCGCCGACGGAGGGGCUUCAAACCCGAACCGGACCACGGACACGAACCGUAUCGAUUAAUUUCCAAGASGCACCGAUUGAUCACGGAUCGUGUGUCCGUGUGUGUACAGACRUUAGUGCGCGAGCUCGGACACACGCGCACAGUCACAGGUUGCCUUGCUAACCUCGUUAGCCAAGUUAGCAGGCGGAGGUAAGAGGCUGUUUUUCUUUUCUUUUCUUUUUUUGCCGGACUAAUCCUCCGGGAGCCUGCCAGCCGUUCUCCGGACGGUCUCGUUACGGGAUUCUGGCACGAUGUGCAUUUUUUCGGGACGUUUAUCCAGUUGGCCGGCUGGUAGCAUCAGAGAAGCUGAGUUUUUACUCAUUUUUUAUUCUGCGUUUUUUCCUCUGAUUGUUGGUCUCCGUGUGGCUUAAAGCGGACUUUAACCCCUGGGAGUUGUAAUCAACAGCCUCCAGUUCAGAAUAAACAAAUAAAAGCCUCCAUUGAUUCCUGUUGGAGUGUUCAAAAACUUAAGAGGGGGGGGAGGUUUUAAAAAAAAAAGUUUGGGAGGAUUUUUUUUUUCCGAGUCUGUGGAAAAAUGGAUGCGGGGAUAGAGAAGGAAUGCAGCGCCUUGGGAGGGCUUUUCCAGCUCAUCAUGAACGACAUGAAGGCCAGUUAUCCCACCUGGGAGGACUUUGUUUCCAAAGGGGCCAAGCUGCAGUCCCAUCUCAGGCGCCACAAAAGAGAUCGGCUCGGCUCUAACCAGGAUGUGUAUGAGACACCGGAGCAUCGAAUCCAAGCUCAAACUGUUCACCACGUAAGGACGAGGCGCGGGGACAGCUGGACAGCGCGCUGCAGGACGUCAACACGCGCUACACCGUCCUGGAGGAAACGGAGAAGCGAGCCGUGCGCCGGGCGCUGGUGGAGGAGCGAGCUCGUUACUGCAGUUUCGUCAUCAUGAUGAAGCCUGUGCUGGACCACGAGAUCAACAUGCUGGGGGAGGUGACCCACCUGCAGACCAUCCUGGAGGACCUGACCAACCUGACGGCAGAACCCAACAAACUCCCACCUGCCAGUGAACAGGUGAUUUUGGACCUAAAAGGUUCAGAUUUUAACUACACCUUUCAGACACCUCCACCUUCUCCCAGCAACAGUCUGUCCAGGAAGAGCAGCAUCAGCAGCUACAAUUCUGGAUCAGUGAGACAUGUCCCCUCCUUGGACUCCAUCAGCUGUGCUGUGGACGGAGUUCACAUCCAGGAUCUGAUGGGCUCUACCAACCAGCUGCAGUCGGGGAGCGGCGGGGCGGAGAAUGGCCUGCUGGCCCCCCCACACAACGCCUACACCCACCACGGAGAGCGAGCUCGAGCCAUGUCUGCUUCAGGGAAGUCCUGCUCACCGCGGGACCAGAUGGGUCUGACGCUGGGGGGGUUGAGUUCAGACGCCUCGAGGAGCAGCAGGGACUCUCUGCACUGCUCCAGUGGCUACAGCACCCAGACCACCACCCCGUCCUGCUCCGAGGACACCAUCCACACCCACACUGACUACGAGUCCAUCUCCCUUCAUGGAGACAUGGACUCCAUCUCCUUCCACCAGCUGUCUCUCAACAGCAGCCAGUCGGACUUCGACAGGUCCUCCACCAUCCCCAGGAACUCUGACUUCAAAAUCCAGUUCCGGGAGUUCGCUCARUCCAAACGCCCCGCCUCCACCGUCAGCCUAUUGGCCGAGCCGGAGCUGAGCGGCGUCUCGGGCUGUCAGCCGCCCUCCCACACGGCGACCAUCCGGCGCAAACCGUCCACCAAGCCGGUGUACCGCCGCAGCACCGUCAGCUGCGGGGUCGCCAUCCCCAUCGGCACRCCGCAGGUCCCCCUCAAGGCCCUGAGAGGAAGCAGCGGCAGCGACGAGAACGUUUUCAAAGCKCCCCCUGCUGGAGGGCUGGGCAACAGCAAGUUCUGCACGUCAACGCAGAGCCUCAGCGCUCUGCCUUCAUCCUCCUCCUCCUCUUCCUCUCCGUACUACCAGUUCAUCCCAGGACAGAUGCCCAUCCCGGUGCCGGUCCCCACGGUCCCCUGCCAGCCUCCGGAGGGUGGCAACGUCAAGCAGCAACAGCAGAGACAGCAACUGCAACAGCUGCAGCAGCAAAUUGACCAUCAGCAACAACACGGUCAACUGCAACAAUUACAGCAGCAACAACUACAGCAGCAAUACGGUCAAUUGCAACAAUUACAGCAGCAACAACACGGUCAACUGCAGCAGCACCAUCAACAGCAACAUGGUCAGCUGCAACAAUUACAGCAACAUGGUCAGCUGCAGCAACAGCAAUUGCAGCUGCAACAAUUACAGCAGCAACAAUUACAGCAGCAACACGGUCAACCACAGCAACAAAUGAACUAUCAACAGGAGGAUUGUCAAAUGCAGCAACAACUACAGCAGCACCAUCAACAGCAACAUGGUCAGCUGCAACAAUUACAGCAACAACAACUGCAGCAGCAACAAUUACAGCAACAACAACUGCAGCAGCAACANGCACAAUUACAGCAACAACAACUGCAGCAGCAACAAUUACAGCAACAACAACUGCAGCAGCAACACGGUCGACUGCAGCAACAACUCAUCCAUCAGCAGCAGCAUCAACAGCUGCAGCAGCAACUACAGCAACAGUUUAAGCAGCAGCAACUAAAGCAGCAACAUGGUCAACAGCAGGUCCAGCUUCAGCAACAUCCUCAAGUCAACCAUCAUCAACAUCUGCAGCAACAUCUGCAGGACCAGAACCGUCCAGCAGAGCAGCUGAGUCAGCAGCAGAAGCAGAGGCUGUUCCAGCAGCAGCACCAGGACCCGCCGCAGGUCUCUGCCGGCCCACAUCGGCCCUCCAGCCUGGACUGCAGCACCGACCACCAGCCCCGGGUCCUCCCCUCUUCYGGCCCGGGUCAGAACCCAGAGCCUCCGGGCCAGGAGGCCACAGGCGGAGAGAAGGACAUGCUGACCCUGAUCCGGAAGGUCACGUUGAGACGGACCGUCACCAACGAUCGCUCCGCCCCCUUCCUGCCCGCUGCAGCCAAUCACAAYUGAGCUGAGAGGAGCUGUUCACAGGCUGCAGCUCCUGGAGCAAACUAAAAACACAAAUCUGA